AAAAGUGACAAAAAUAUAACCUAACAUUUUUUGAUUAGAUCGGUGAUAUUGUAUUCUGUGUCGGUGAUUAAGCAGAAAUAGUAAAAAUGUCUUGGGCAAGUAUAAAAGAAAAGUUGAAAAGCAACAAAAAAGAAGACUUAUACGAGUGUAUAAGAAUUUUAUUAAAAAUAAGCACUAACAUAAUAAAUGAUCCAGGAAAUGAGAAAGUACUUAUCUUAAAAAAGAGCAAUGCCACUUUGGCAACUAAAGUUUUUUCUCUUAAAGGAGGAUUUGAGUGUUUGCAACACAUGGGUUUUAAAGAAGACAAAGAAACAUUAAUUUUUACCAGUAAUUUAAAUAAUCUUAAGCAAGUUAAACAAAACAUAGAUAAGCUUAAAGAAGAUAUAGAUAAAGGUAUUUUGGAGAAGGAAACAAAGGAGACAAAGCAAAUUGUUGGGGCAUCUGCUUCAACUACAAUCAAAAAUGAAAAUAUUAAAAAAAUAAUAUUACCUCCACUUCUUUAUUUUUAUUCAAACAGUUUUCUAAGGUACAUUGAAGCUCAAUUUCAUCAAGCACUAGCUUAUGAAGAUAAAGAAUUACAAGAAAGGGCUACAAAAUUAAUACCAGUAAAUAAAUUGGAACUUAAUGCAACUGAGCACUUAAGAAAAUUACAAACAGAAUAUAAAAAAAAAAACAUUCCGGACCUUAACAUAUCAAUACAAGACAUGUUGAUUCUUGAACUUUUAGAAUGGUUCAAAGAAGAUUUUUUUGCUUGGGUUGAUACUGUUGAAUGCAGUCAUUGCAGUGGAAAAACUAAAUCUUCUCAUAUGAGUCAGGACCCGAAAGAUUUAAAAUACACUGACAGAGUUGAGAUACACAAAUGCAUUACUUGUGGGAAGUUCAGUCCAUUUCCUAGAUACAACGAUUUAAACAUUUUAUUGGAGACUCGGAAGGGCAGAUGUGGAGAAUGGGCCAAAAUUUUCACUCUACUUUGUAGGGCCAUGGGCUGGGAUGCCAGAUUUAUUGAGGCUGUGGAUGAAGAUCAUGUUUGGACUGAGGUUUACUCAUUUUCUCAAAAACGUUGGUUACACUGCGAUCCAUGCGAAAACAUCUGCGAUAAACCUUUGAUAUACGAAGCGGGAUGGAACAAAAACUUAAGUUACGUCCUCGCUUUUUCCGCUGAAGAAGUUCAAGAUGUGACGUGGAGAUACUCCGGUAGCCACGAUGAAGUGCGCAAAAGGCGCAAAAAAGUUCCCGAGAGCGAAUUGAUCGAGGCCAUGUUGAAAUUACGCGACAAUCGACAAAAAAACUUAUCGAAAUCGAAGAAAGAGUAUUUGACUAGGCGAACGCUCUUUGAACUGGCCGAACUGCUAGUGGAAAGGAAGGCGAGUGGUGAAGAUGCACAAAGUCGAAUUUCCGGUGCGAUGGAAUGGAAAAUGUCCAGAUGUGAAAAUGUGGAUUACGUGCCGUUAGUUUGGAAGAUAAGGGACGUUCCGGAAAAAUAUGUUACUAUCAGGUAUUCCCCUGCAAACGAUUCCUACGAGUAUCUCUGUGAUAAUAAAGCUUUAAAAAAAACUGAUAAGUGGACUUCAGGUAUAUAUUUUAUGAAGGAUGUGUUUAGGAAAGAAGAGAAGGAUUGGAAGCAGGUUUAUCUUUGCAGAAAAGAUGGAAGUGACACUGGAGUAAUAUCAUGGAAAUUUGAAUUAACCAAUAAAAAAAUUAUAGAUAAAGUGGACUUGAACUUUGAUUAUUCAGUGUUUGAAUCAGGAGAAGUAAAACUGCAAAUAAUCGCAGAUAACAUCCACAUUGACAUUCAAAAAGGUAAGACAAAUUUUGAGAUACCAGAGUUGUCAGGACAAACAUGUUUUACUAUAACUGCCACAAUGUCAGGAGGGAAAGGUGAUCAUAAAUGGCAGCACGCUCAACUUUUUCGUCAGCCCAUCGACAACGAAAAUUAUCCGUUUAUAGUAAAAAUAUGCCUGAAAGACUCCUAAAAUUUUAAUUUUUAUCCCAUGUUUAUGCAGUGAUUACUUACCACCUAUAUAGAUGGUACAAUAAUGUAUUUUAUAUUUUAA
Brassicogethes aeneus is the source of this 2054-nucleotide messenger RNA. Lineage: Eukaryota; Metazoa; Arthropoda; Insecta; Coleoptera; Nitidulidae. The record is from the annotation of a GenBank genome assembly.